AUGAGAAAAUGGGACGGAAUACAAAAUUUGAAAUUAUCAAAUUUAUUUAGGUGUAGUUUACUCUUUACCGGUUGCAUUACCGGUACAGCUCCAUUAGCUGCGCUUGGUGCAACAACAAUGAGAUGUUUUAAGGAUUUUACUCACGAGGCAAUUCAUUUAUUUGUUCGUUGCCGCAAUUGUGGUCGUGACAUGCAUCUUACUUGUGAGCUUUCAAAGUCUGGCAAAAAAUUUCGCUGGGGAUACUAUGAAAAUUUUCUUCAUCGAAGAAGCUCUGAAGAAUUUCAACCGCGUUUGUCUUACAACAAAAUUAGAGAAAUAUACGAUGAGAUGUGGGAUAAAUACAAUUUGAUGUUUAGGAACUGUUUUAAUUGGGCAAAGGAUUUUUAUGGAAAAAUUUGUAAUUUGAAGUGAAAGAGUUUUUUGAUUGAAUUU
Meloidogyne enterolobii is the source of this 432-nucleotide messenger RNA. The record is from the annotation of a GenBank genome assembly. Lineage: Eukaryota; Metazoa; Nematoda; Chromadorea; Rhabditida; Meloidogynidae.